AUGAUUUUCGAUGUCCUGUAUUUGAAUCUGUGGGACUGGGCAAUGGACCUAUUAGUCAAUCCCUUGUUGGCUCUGCACUUUGUCUGGGACGCUCAGUGGCUUUAUAAGCACAAUGGGACUCGCUUUGAGCGCUUCUUCCACGAGCCAUGGACAGGAGACCACUGGUGGGAUCUUCAAUCAUCAUUGCCUGAGAAUGGAGUGCCAUUCGCGUUCAUAUUAUAUGCUGACAAAACUCAUCUUUCAUCGGCUGGUACUGUCAAAGCAUACCCGGUAAUUGCCCGCUGUGGGAAUCUACCAGUCAACAUCAGGAAUGUCGAUGGUCCUGGAGGAGGGUGCCUGGUAGGUUGGUUACCAAUUGUUCCUGAGGAUUCAGAUGAGGACAGCAAACUUUCCUACACAAAUUUGAAGUGUGUCGUAUGGCACGAAUCAUUUUCAAUCCUGCUCGUAGCUAUCAUGCUCUUAUCUGCAACUGGCUUUGCACACGAGUGCUAUGAUGGAAUUCAAUGCUGGCUAUUCCCGUUAAUUCUGAUCCUAUUGGCUGAUUAUGAUGAGCAGUGUGUGAUGGCGCUAAUACGGGGCCUCAAUUCGGCCUGUCCUUGUCCCAUUUGCCUGGUCCCAAGAGAAGAGCUCACCGAUCACUCAACGACCUAUCCUAAGCGCACUGUUAAAGACGCACAAGAUUGUGUCGAGUUAUGGUCCAGAGACCAUAUUGCAGGCGAGGUGGAACUGAAGAAAUGGAGCUUGAGGCCUAUCAAGAAUGUAUUUUGGAAAGUCAAGCUGUCCAACCUGCAUGAUGCGCUCUUGCAGGAUCCGCUACAUGUUUAUCAUAAGGGGAAAUUCGGCGAUCACUUGUUUGACGAGUUCAAGAAACACCUCAAGGCGCUGGGAUGUGCUGCUGAGAAGAAGGUUGAUGAAAAGUUUGAUGCAUUUCCACAAUGGCAAAACUUGAACCAUUUUGAUCAUGUUACUAACAUCUAUUUUACCAAUGGCAACAAGUUCCAGGAUAUAUCUAGGCAAAUUGUGCAUGCGGCACAGAACGUACUCACACAUGCGGAAGAUGAAGCUGGCUAUGCACUCUUAAAGUGCAUAGUGAGCUAUCUUCACAUUGAUAUGUACAUAUCACUCGAUGUUCAUACUGAAAGUACUCUUGCAGCUGGGGAGGCGGAGAUACUCGUGUUUCAGAAACUGUUAGAUGAAUAUAUUGAGGUCCUUGGCGAUGACACAAUCAAGAAUUGGAAUUUCCCAAAGGCUCACACCUCGAAGCAUGUAUUUACUGACAUCAGGGAGAAAGGCGCAGCUCGAAACUUCAGCACCAGACCAAAUGAGAAGCAACAUGGACCGAUCAAAUGUGCAUACAAAUUGCAAACAAAUGGGAAGGAUGUUGCUAACCAGAUACUUAGAUUAGAUCAUAUGACCCUCGUCUCCAGGCUCCUCUGCAGCUGCAUUGAAUACCUUGAUGAAGAACAAUGUAAAGUCAUGCUGUCAGAGAGAGAGCUCGAGGAGGAAGACCUAGAUGACCAACCUUUUGGUGGGCACAUUCAUCUUGGUGUCCCACAACACUCAGUCAGCCUUUUGCAGCUCGAAGAAGAAGAUGCAUCCAAGCCUGCCUUUGCACAGUUCCGCAAGAAACUUUCAUUAUUCCUCAAUGACUUUCUACCUGCUUACAACAUACUGCUACCUGAUGGAAAAAAAUGGCUGACACUUUCAGCACGAGAGACACGACCCCUGAUUCACACCAAUGACAAGGACAGCAAUGACAAGAACAUUUUUGUUUGCAUCUUGUUUAUGUUCAAGCACAUGGUUGGCAGCAAGGUUUUAGAUCUUGCCUUAGUUCUACCUAUGGAUGUGCGAAUGGGUCCGCGACGUGCUAUUGACCAAGAUUUGCGACUGACUCAUCUUUGUGCGUGA
Molecule: messenger RNA, 1908 nt
Organism: Suillus fuscotomentosus
Lineage: Eukaryota; Fungi; Basidiomycota; Agaricomycetes; Boletales; Suillaceae
Exons: 10
Coding region: 1-1908 (635 amino acids)
Source: RefSeq, a predicted model, not a curated record